Molecule: messenger RNA, 1809 nt
Organism: Mastomys coucha (southern multimammate mouse)
Lineage: Eukaryota; Metazoa; Chordata; Mammalia; Rodentia; Muridae
Gene: Tmem275
Product: transmembrane protein 275
Exons: 2
Coding region: 598-1131 (177 amino acids)
Source: RefSeq, a predicted model, not a curated record
UUUCCACGCAGGGUGGGGAAAACUACAGCCUAGACAGUGUGGGCGGUGGGGAAUUAGUUGCUGGGGCGUUCACAACCCACGAACUCGAAGGAGCGAAGGCGAGAAGGACAUGUGCGAGGCUUCUCGGCUGGAGGCAACCGGUGGGAGCUGGGAGAGAUUGAUCGCCCACAUUGGGAAGGGGCUCCGCCCGCGGCGCGAGGUUGCUGUAGACCACAGCCGGGCUCUGUUAUCCCAGCCCGCCGCUGCCUCCCACUCACCGCCGAUGCUGCCACGGUCUCCAAUGAAGUCUCUGAGAGUCGGCAGAGAGGAACUGACCGCUCAUCUCGGCCUGGCGUGCCCACUCUCCCGGAGUCCCUAUCCGGCAGUCGUUGGCUGAUCCAGCUCUCCCAGGCGAGGCACGGAUCCCGCGCGCCUUGAGCUGGAUCUGGAUCGACCCUUUGAACACCGAGACACCAGGACUCCCCUCAGGGGUCAGCCGGGUCACAGCAGGGAAGUGUCCACAUUCUCUCAGGAUCACCAAAGUUUGCCCCUGACAUGUGCGCCAUUCUGGUCAGGCAGAGGGACAGAGCUUGACACGUGCGGGGCGUGGGCAGGCCAAUGCCGCCAGCAAAGAAGAGCCCAGAGACCCUGGCCCCAGCGCCCCCGGGCCGUUCCCGAAGUCUUCUGCGGGGUCUGCCAUCGCCCGCUCUCUGCUGUGCCUGUGGCUUGUGCGUGCUGCUGGCAGGCCUGAACGUGACCCUGGUGGGAGCUUUCGCCGCCUUCCUGCCAGGACACAACGUUCCGCUGGUGGUGGGGCCCGCGCUGCUCGUGCUGGCGUUCGGCUUCUUCGCUGCCUGCUGCGUGUGCAGCCGCCGGGGCCCCGUGCCCCGUGCGCGCUCCUCUGCCACCGCGGGCCAGGGUGGCGGGCGUCCAGGGACUGUGGCACUGGAGAUGGAAAGCAGCGAGCGCACGGCACAGGACACGACAGCGGUGCAGCUCAGUCCAGCAGCCUCGGCUGCAUCCUCUGGCCGCUCCAGCCCCGGCCCGGGUCUCUUUGCCCUGGACCCCCCUGAACCUGCAACCGGGGCUCCCUACUUGCUGCGCAUGGAAGGGACCCAGCCCAACUUCCCUCGGGACCCGGCUGCCUCCUAGUGGGCCAGGAGAAGAGGGGAGGGGGGCUGCUGUAGGGGAGAGGGAAGGCCCAGGACUGAGCAUAAGUGGCCUCAUCUGUACCUUCUCUAGAACUUCCAAUAGGGAGAGUGUUGUUAUGGGAGUGGCUCUCACACCCCUAAGAGAGCAGAGCUUUGAUCUCUUAGGUGGAGUCUCUAAGAGCUACUUCAUCCUCUCCUCCUCCUCUCCACAUUGAUGAAACUGGACCCCGGAUCUGGAAACCUGUCCCUCCCCGAGAACUACGGAGGAAACCUCAUCCAAUCUCGAGAACCUAGGAAGGCCCUCAGAAUGGAAAGAGGGAUGAAGGUCGAGCUAACUCUACCGGGCUCUGUGCACUGUGACAAGCGUCUAGCCCUCCUGCCCUUCUCCUUGUUUCUAGUCCAACAAGCCCUUUAGGUUUAAUUGGGGAACAAAGGUUCUGACUUCAGGAUGAUCCCUGGGAUAAGCUGGAUAGAGCACAUCCAUCCUUUCUAUGUGACAAAGGUCGGGGGAGCUGAGGCUGAGGUCCUCCGUGGUGAGAAGUCUUUUCAGUCCUGAAGGUCUGUGUGUGAUUUUCCACUGCUAGCAGCAACACCCACUUGGCAGCACCCGCUGCCAUGACUGUGCCACCCCGUGCAUUCCAGCUGUGUGCCUCGCUCAAUAAAGCCCCUUCGGAGUCAG